AAAAUGAAGAGUCUGGUCGUGUAUCAUUUGCUCAACUUGGUGUUUCUUCUGAGCUGCACAGCUCAGAGUUAACGUUGUUUUUCUCUUUUCAUGCUCACCUCAGUAUAUUCAGACUGCACGCAGAUUAGGGCUCACGUACCACGAGCGCGCAGCGGGGUUUAUUUAAUCCACCCUCCUGGAGUCCAUACCCCGUUUAAGGUGUACUGUGAGAUGAGGCGUGAUGGAGGCUGGACAGUGAUUCAGAAGCGCUUUGGAGGUGCGGUUUCCUUCAACAGGAACUGGGCAGCUUAUAAAUACGGAUUUGGAUUCCUUGCACACAACCACUGGCUCGGUCUGAAUAGAGUCUUCUCUCUGACCCGCUUCAGGACGUGGACCAUGAGGGUGGACCUGUGGGACCAUGAAGGUGCCUCUGCCUACGCCGAGUACAGAAACUUCAGAGUGGAGAAUGAACAUGCAAAUUUCAAACUGCAUGUGGGGCGCUACAGUGGAAAUGCAGGGGAUGCCAUCCGUGGUGCCUAUCCAGGCGUUGACCAGAAUGGCUUCGGCUUCAGCACCUUCGACCGCGACAAUGACGGCUGCUCCCCCUGCAUCUUUGGGGACAUUGCUCAAUCACAAUGUGUUAGUUUAGACGAAGGCGGUUGGUGGUACAGCAGCUGCGGCUCUGCCAGUCUGAACGGCAUAUGGCAUCCUUUUGAUGAUCACAACUUUUGGCAGUCAGGGCUCAACUGGUACAACUGGCAUGCUCAUUACUCCAUGAGGGCCUCCAGAAUGAUGAUCAAGUCUGUGUGAGAGGAGCCGGUCGUCUUGUCUUGUUCUUCAUUAUACGCAAAUCAGUUGUUUUUAUUUUUAGAUACAUACUGUUUAUUUCUGCCUUUGGGGAUGGGUUAUCUUUUGUAUAUUUUUCUUCACAAUCUAUGUAUCCUUAAAGCAUUCACAAUACCUGAAAA
Cottoperca gobio is the source of this 947-nucleotide messenger RNA. Its product is annotated as angiopoietin-related protein 5-like. Gene Ontology annotation, molecular function: extracellular matrix structural constituent; protein-macromolecule adaptor activity. Gene Ontology annotation, biological process: platelet aggregation; fibrinolysis; blood coagulation, common pathway. Lineage: Eukaryota; Metazoa; Chordata; Actinopteri; Perciformes; Bovichtidae. The record is from RefSeq and is a predicted model, not a curated record. Gene Ontology annotation, cellular component: fibrinogen complex.